GGUUUAAUCUCGCGAGAGUCAAGAUGUCUGCGCCCGUAAGAGUCAUGCUAAGACGGCGCAUCGUAGAACAGAUCAAUGCUAUCGGUAGAACGCCUUUCAUGGUAAAUAAAAGCAAUGAAUUACAUUCUGAUUUACUUACUAGCCAUGUGUUUGCAAGAAGGUUUGGUGUAACGGCUAUCGUUAAGUCAAACACACUAUUAUCCUCAACUCGGCCACAAGGAGGGCGAAAGACUGACAAGCCUACUUUCACUUUGUCGAAAACCACGCGUGUUUGGAGCAGAUUAUCAUCCACACUGACAGGGAGAACUUGUUGGAAGUGUGGAAAGACAAAGAAUGGCAGAUCUGAAUUGUUUAUUUGUGAAUGUGGUAUUGUCCAAGAAGUGUCGGAUUUAACAUAUUUCCAAAUACUAGAUUCUGAGGAGACAUUUGAUGUGGACUUAAAAGUCUUAGCCUUAACGUACAAAGAGCUACAGAAGAUACUGCACCCAGACAAGUACAGCCAGAAGACUGAGAAAGAAAGAGACCUGGCCGAGAUACAAUCCUCACUUGUUAACAAGGCAUAUACAACUCUAACAAAGCCACUAUCUCGAGCUCUAUAUCUCCUGGAACUCAACAAACUUCCUAUAGAAGAAGCUAACAGUGAUGUGGACCCAGAUUUUCUCAUGGAGAUCAUGGAAAUAAAUGAAGAACUUGCAGAUGCUGAUAGUCCCGAAUCUUUGCAGAAAAUACAGACUGAAAACAACGAACGAGUGAAUGAUUGUUUUUUGGAAAUAUCAAAGGCUUUCCAAGAUGGAAACAUUACACUGGCCAGAGAACAUGUGAUAAGAAUGACAUAUUUCGUAAACAUUGAUGAGAAAAUCAAAGAAACAUAUCGUAAAAGCUUUGAAUGAUUUAUCAUAUUAAUUUUAAUAAUUAUCUACAGUAUUAAUAAUAUUAUGCUCCACAAUUUGUGAAAUGAAUAAUAACAUGUAAACAUUUCUUGUUAUUUAAGUAUAUUACAAUGUAUCGCAUAUAUAUAUGUAAUGUAUGAAUUGAUAUUGCAGAAUACAGAUGUAUAAAAAUAUUUAUUUUAUAGUAAAAACUCUAAAGCAUUAAAUACAAAGUUAGCUUUUGAGUUGAUUUGAUAUACUUGUAUUUAUUUAUCAGGGUACAAUCUUUAAACAACAUACAGAAUAUACAUGGAAUCAUACAUACAUACAACAUGUAUUUGUUACUGUUGGUUUCAAACGAAAAUAUCUUUAGUAUGUAAUUGAUAAUAAACAGAAUUUUAUUUGGAA
This is a messenger RNA of Pecten maximus, 1277 nucleotides long. RefSeq names its product iron-sulfur cluster co-chaperone protein HscB-like. Gene Ontology annotation, cellular component: mitochondrion. Gene Ontology annotation, biological process: [2Fe-2S] cluster assembly; protein complex oligomerization. The record is from RefSeq and is a predicted model, not a curated record. Lineage: Eukaryota; Metazoa; Mollusca; Bivalvia; Pectinida; Pectinidae. Gene Ontology annotation, molecular function: protein-folding chaperone binding; ATPase activator activity. The transcript has 2 exons. The coding region runs from base 24 to 890 and encodes 288 amino acids.